Messenger RNA from Aquila chrysaetos chrysaetos, 1217 nucleotides. Its product is annotated as 5E5 antigen. The coding region runs from base 410 to 1129 and encodes 239 amino acids. The record is from RefSeq and is a predicted model, not a curated record. NCBI's taxonomy places the organism in Eukaryota, Metazoa, Chordata, Aves, Accipitriformes, Accipitridae. Gene Ontology annotation, biological process: nucleosome assembly. Gene Ontology annotation, molecular function: structural constituent of chromatin; protein heterodimerization activity; DNA binding. The transcript has a single exon. Gene Ontology annotation, cellular component: nucleosome.
GGGAAAAACCAGCAAAAGAAAUACGUUGAGAUACUAUGUGUCAAAAAAGAGUAAGACCAUGAAAAGUGGACACACACAUGCCACAUUGUUAAAAGCACCAGAAACAACCUAGGUGUUUUUUUCAUGGGCGUAUUAACAAGAUACACAAAUCAGUUCCUUCAACAGCACCUCGGUCCUGUAAACACAAAAAUGCCGCGCAAUCACGCAGUUAAGGGACCUGGGAGACACUGGCUUAACCCCCUACAAAAACCCCACCGUGUCGUCCACACGGAAAAACAAUUUAAAAUUGGAAUGACAACUUUACUCAGCAUUCGUUAUAAACCAGCGGAUUUACGUGGGCGCACAGACCAUCACGCCCGCUCGAGUCCCCCCCCCCGGCCGGCGGGGCUCUUUGUGGGAGCGCACCGAAAUGGCGGCGGCGCGGGCGGGGCGGGGCGGGCGGGAAGCGGCGGUCCCGGCCCCGCCGCCCCCAUUGGCUGGAUUUUGCUGCAGACCCGCGGCCGGCGGGGCCCGGCUCCCCCAGCGGCACCGAGCGCCGCGGCGGCGGGGCCGGGAAGCCGGGCCGUGCGCGGCGGGAAGGAGGGGGUGUCCGUCCCCGCUCCCGGCGAUUUGCUCCCGCGGCGGCCGGGGAAGCCGGGGCCGGCGCCGCGCCGCCCGCCCCCGUCCCCGUCCCUGCCCGCAGGGGGAAGGGCGCGGGGAAGAGCCCGCCCUUGCCCUGCCCCGCCGCAGUCCUCAACCAGGUCGGGCCGCCGGCAAUAUAGAGAGGCGCUGGCGCCCAUUCCCGCUACACGCUGCCUGGGUGGAGCGCGGUGAGAGCAUGUCCGGCAGAGGCAAGGGCGGGAAGGGGCUCGGCAAGGGGGGCGCCAAGCGGCAUCGCAAGGUGCUGCGCGACAACAUCCAGGGCAUCACCAAGCCGGCCAUCCGCCGCCUGGCUCGGCGCGGCGGCGUGAAGCGCAUCUCGGGGCUCAUCUACGAGGAGACGCGUGGCGUGCUGAAGGUCUUCCUGGAGAACGUGAUCCGCGACGCCGUCACCUACACCGAGCACGCCAAGAGGAAGACGGUCACGGCCAUGGACGUGGUCUACGCCCUCAAGCGCCAGGGACGCACCCUCUACGGCUUCGGCGGCUGAACUCGGUUCCUGGGAUAGGUUACGCUUCUAGAACACAAAGGCUCUUUUCAGAGCCGCCCAAGCUUUCAAAAGAAGAGCUUUGAUCGCU